Patella vulgata (common limpet) is the source of this 4917-nucleotide messenger RNA. Its product is annotated as potassium voltage-gated channel protein Shaker. Gene Ontology annotation, molecular function: protein binding; delayed rectifier potassium channel activity. The transcript is spliced from 2 exons. Gene Ontology annotation, cellular component: membrane; voltage-gated potassium channel complex. Gene Ontology annotation, biological process: potassium ion transmembrane transport; protein homooligomerization. The record is from RefSeq and is a predicted model, not a curated record. Lineage: Eukaryota; Metazoa; Mollusca; Gastropoda; Patellidae. The coding region runs from base 623 to 2140 and encodes 505 amino acids.
CUACUUUCCAUCUAUUGGGAACAACAGUUCUUUUUCACGAGGGCUUCUAAUUUGACAUUUCGGGCUAUGUGAAAGGUAACGGUGCAUGAAGAUGUUUACUGUGGUGUGCUUGCAGUCUGCAUUAUUUCGUAUGCUUACGCCUCCUCCACUAUUGAGUGACCGAUCUGUUUUUGUAAAGAUUUGAUAAACUAUAGCCAGUAUGUUGGCUCGUGGAAAAUGUUAAAACGAUGUAAUAUAAAUGUUCAUGAGACUGGCAUAAUUCUACUACUGGUAUUAUGAAUUCGGUUACUGAGUGCGCUGAAGGCGAGAGUUGCGCUUCAUCACUCUUCGAUAUAUUUUGUUUACAUAUUGGCUAAGAUAUUUCUGGCAAAUGAUUUAUUUUAAUAUUUUAAAAGCAUGAAAUUUCUAAGCGAGAUUUGUAUUAACCUGGCAAAAUGACAUACAUGUUUGUCGAUGUGACGUCAAAAUAAUCGAUCCGAUCCGGGGAACAGUGGUUAUAUUUCUCUCUCCGCCAUAUUUGCCGAUAUAAUAAUCAAAAGUGGUGAAUUUUGCGGUUAGGACACUCAUACAGUGGUGGUGUUGAACCCCAGUGCAUGGACCCCUACAUUGGACUGUAUUUAUUAUGGAGGCGGCCAUGGUAGCACUCGAGGGCAACGGCGGCCCAGCGGGCUACUCACGGCCGCUAAUCAAUCGUUCUACUCCCCAUUCCAGAUCGUUUCCAAAACUGUCGGAGGAGGACAAUGUUACAGGCGAUAAUGGCAUGGCGGCAGAAGAUUAUGAGUGUGGUGAACGAGUGGUGAUAAAUGUAAGUGGUUUACGUUUUGAAACCCAGUUAAAAACUCUGAAUCAGUUUCCUCACACAUUGCUGGGAAACCCAACAAAAAGGAACAGAUACUAUGACUCCCUUCGGAAUGAAUAUUUCUUUGACAGGAACAGACCCAGUUUUGAUGCAAUUCUUUAUUUUUACCAAAGUGGGGGCAGGUUACGUCGGCCUGUCAACGUACCCCUGGAUGUGUUUUCUGAAGAAAUUAAAUUUUAUGAACUAGGCGAUGCGGCAUUCGAAAAAUUUCGUGAAGAUGAAGGUUACAUUAAAGAGGAAGAAGUUCCACUUCCUCAUAAUGAGUUCCAGAGACGUAUGUGGCUUUUAUUUGAAUAUCCAGAAAGUUCUACGGCUGCCAGAGUUAUUGCGAUUUUAUCAGUUGUGGUGAUUUUGUUGUCAAUUGUGAUAUUUUGCCUUGAAACAUUACCAGAAUUCAAGCAUUACAGAGUUGUAAAUACGACGCAUAAUGGUUCCGAGUCGAUAGAAGAGGAUGAUAUUCCAAAAUUCAAUGAACCGUUCUUUAUAAUAGAGACAUGUUGUAUCAUUUGGUUCACCUUUGAACUGAUGGUUAGAUUUGCAUCUUCCCCAAGUAAAAUGGUGUUUUUCAAAACCAUUAUGAAUGUAAUUGACAUAGUAGCUAUCAUUCCAUAUUUUAUUACUCUCGGCACUGUGAUUGCUGACGAAAGCAAAAGUAACAGUCAGGCUAUGUCGUUAGCCAUUUUAAGGGUGAUCAGACUUGUACGUGUGUUUCGAAUAUUCAAAUUAUCUAGGCAUUCAAAAGGACUUCAAAUAUUAGGUCAGACUCUUCGAGCCAGUAUGCGAGAGCUGGGAUUACUCAUAUUUUUUCUCUUCAUUGGAGUUAUUCUGUUCUCCAGUGCUGUGUAUUUCGCGGAAGCAGACGCGGAACAGUCUCAUUUUAAGAGUAUUCCAGAUGCGUUUUGGUGGGCUGUUGUUACUAUGACUACUGUGGGGUACGGUGAUAUGCGGCCAAUCGGAGUGUGGGGAAAAUUAGUCGGAUCUUUAUGUGCAAUAGCCGGUGUAUUGACUAUUGCACUUCCAGUUCCUGUUAUUGUCUCGAACUUUAAUUAUUUCUACCACCGAGAAGCGGAAAAUGAGGACAAUAAAAAUUACCAUCAUGUUCAGUCAUGUCCGAACUUUGAGCGGAAGAAAAGUACAACAGACUCUGAGUGUGGUUCGGAUAUUAUGGAAAUUGAGGAAGGAAACAGUUUGCAUUUAUGUGAUAAACCAAAAGAAAAUCAUGCCAACAAAAUUAAUAAUCCUGCUAGCAUCAAUAACUUAAGUAUUGAAACGGAUGUCUGAUAUAGGACCUUGUAAAAGUAACAACCUUUCAUUUUUACUCGAAUGCUAAGUGUGCAUGUAGUAUUUUAAAACAUGUACCGGUAUACAUGUAUGUACUGAAACCUUGCCAUGACAUAAAGCCUGUGUUUCUAAACUAGCCUGGACGUUAAUUAUAUAUGGAUUAGGUUUUAGAUCUUGCCAAUUAUUCAACCAAACAUACCAUUCAUUACAAACAAAACCUACAGUAGAGAUAUCCAAGAAAAACAUUAGUCAAGGUGGCCAUGAUACUAUUUAUAGAAUCUUAAAAACCCUUAAUGCAAAAAUCACAAGGUGCAAAGAUUGGACGUGAUGUGGUGAGCAUGUCAGUUGUAAAUGUUUUGUUACAAUCCAAAGCUAACCUCAUUUUAAACUGUUUAAAAAGAACAAUGCGAUUGAAGGAGUGGAUCUGCUUUCUACGAGUAGUGUCUUGAGUGUGGCAACGGUAACUUUCUUCGUUUUUUUGUUUUAAUUUUUAAAAAGAAUGCGUAGAUGACUUUGUUAAAUUCCUUCCUUGUGUCUGUUUACAUGCAUGAUAUUAUUCAAAGAAUCCAUGGUAACAUGUGUGUUCCUUAUUUCAUCUGAAGUGCUUUCAACCAACGACUGUGGUUUACAAUUGUUAUUAAUUAAUUAAUUAAUUACUAAGGGCUGUUAAUGAUUACAACUCUUCAUUAUAUAAGUAAUUUGUGAUAAGAAUAAAAUUCAAAAUAUGAAAAGGAGGAUUGUGUGUACCGAUACCGUUACGGUUGGCUGAUAUUAAGUUGAUAUGGGUACGGUACUGUGUGUGGCACUGUCGACUGAUGUUGCGGGCAAAGUGUGGGGUGUUGCUGCUUCAUAUUAGAUGAAUAUACGGUGUGACUCCACGGUCUGCUAAUAUUAAUUGGAUUGUGGGUAAUAACUGUUUAAACGAAGGCACUGAUACCAGCUCAGUCAAUACAUUCUAUGCAUCUGUUUAAUCUGAAGCGAACAAGUUUUGUGUUUAGUUCGAUAUGACUUGUAUAAUUAUACGUAAUACUGGAAUAAUUCUACUGGUUCACUUGUGUUUAUGUUGGUGAUUGCUCUCUACCUGAUGGCUGUGGUACUGUCUUGUCAGUCCAUGGCACCAGAAUGCAGAAGACGAAAGUCAAGCUACAUGGUACAAGCAGGGACUUCCAUAAUGACACAAGACUGAACGAACCUCUUACUCAUCUUCUCAAUGAAUCAUCUACAACAACAAGAAACAACGGUUAACAAAUCUGACUUCUCUCCCAAUCGUGGUGGCCAUCUUACAACACCAGCUCCACCAUCUUUAAUCUGAUGACAUAGAUCCGAAUUUUAUUGACUUCCCUCCAUUUGAUAAAUGAUCCUCCGACUUGUUAAAUUCAGAUAAACGGUCCACAGACUCUGAAAGUUUUAGAUAUGCCGAUGAUUAGCGGCUUUCACUCCAGAUACGAGGAAGAUUAAAAUACCAUCGACUAGAUUAAUAGCCUUGAUGAAAAGGCAUCUACACGUUUAUUAGUCAUAGUGUGAUAAGCUGUGUGUGGAAAUAAAAUUCAUUACGUCUCUUGUGGAGAGAGGUGCUGGAUGUAGAGCAUGUAUUCCAGUGGAAAGAAAAUGUUCUAAAAGAGAAAAAAAAAACGUGUGUAGACAAACAUGCAAAAACCAAACAAAAAUCCUUGAUUGGAAUUAAAACUUAAGCCUUAGGAAAGAUAUUCUGAAAGUAUUAAUCAAAAUAAAUUGUUAUUAAUUCUUCUCUGCAUGGACGUGCGUAAUCAUGUAAAAUAGUCAGAAAGUUGAAUUAUUUUAAGUCAAGUUUGUUUCCACUACUCUAGAUACAACCAAUGGUUGUUGAUCCUGUUGUCGUGUUCGUCGCCAUCGUCGUCGUGGUCGUCACGGUGAUACAUCAACCAACCAGAUAUAGUGUUGUUUGUUUUUUAUGCAAUUUUAAUCUCGCUGUAAUUAAUGACUCAGGGGUUUAUAUAGUGAUGUUUCUCUCUGUGUACAAAAAAAGUAUUUUGGUUGAUAUGGCAACUUGAUUCCUCCUGUGUUCAAUUUGCUAAUAAAAAAAGUGAAUAGGGUCAGUCUGUCUGUUCCCAAAUUGUGAAUGAAAUGUAAAUUUAGGGUCACCGGAAAACCAGCGGUUACGUGCCCUUUGUUGCCGGUGUUCAUGCUAUUCUGGGAAUAAUUCUGCUGUCGAUGUAAAAAUGAAACGUAAGAAUGAUUCUUCUCAAGAUGCAGAUCUUCUCUUCUUCAAUUUCAAGUCUUUUUAUCACGUUUUAGUGCAAUAGUUCAAAAUUACGAAACAGUGAAUGUUUUUAAUUCAUGUUUUAUUAUUAUUAUUAAUAUUAUUCUUAUUAUUAUCCAUUUUUAUUGAAUUUAAAAGUUUAUAAAUGUUAGUUUGGGAUGGAAAACGAUAGCAAUGGGAAGUAUGGGUUUUGUAGGCCAAGUAAUAAUUGAAUAGAAACAGCUAAUUAGAGCCAGAGAAAUGUUACAUGGAGUGAAAAUAAGCAGACGUGGAUAUCUGUGUUGAAAAGAUGAAUCAUAGAGACAAGUUGCCAGUAUAAUGGAUUAAGUGAAUUGCAAUACCAGUACCAACAUACAUAACAAACGUCACUGUUUUACAACCACUGAUAUUUAUUUCCCACAAUGCAAUGGUGGUACAAGCAUCCUGUAAUAAGAAGUAAAUAUAAUAAAUAGAAAGUAGAGAAGUUUUAAUUCAUAAACUGCAUACCUUAUUAUCUCUUAAUAUUUAGGAGAUAUUUGUUAGAUUAUAUGUGCGUUGA